Messenger RNA from Cynocephalus volans (Philippine flying lemur), 3280 nucleotides. It is a transcript of the gene ADAMTS8, whose product is annotated as ADAM metallopeptidase with thrombospondin type 1 motif 8. Gene Ontology annotation, molecular function: zinc ion binding; metalloendopeptidase activity. The record is from RefSeq and is a predicted model, not a curated record. Gene Ontology annotation, biological process: proteolysis; extracellular matrix organization. NCBI's taxonomy places the organism in Eukaryota, Metazoa, Chordata, Mammalia, Dermoptera, Cynocephalidae. Bases 1 to 2715 code for a protein of 904 amino acids. The transcript is spliced from 9 exons.
AUGCUCGCCGCCCCCGCCGCCCCCCGGUGGCCGCCGCUCCUGCUGCUGCUGCUGCUGCUGCUGCCUCCGCCGCCGCCGCCGCUCGCCCACGGCGCCCCGGCCCGGCCCGCAGCAGCCGGGGGGCAGGCCUCGGAGCUGGUGGUGCCCACGCGGUUGCCGGGCAGCGCGGGCGAGCUCGCGCUCCACCUGUCCGCCUUCGGCCAGGGCUUCGUGCUGCGCCUGGCGCCCGACGCCAGCUUCCUGGCGCCCGAGUUCAAGAUCGAGCGCCUCGGGGGCCCUGGCGGGACGGCCGGGGGCACGCGGGGGCUGCGCGGCUGCUUCUUCUCCGGCACGGUGAAUGAGGAGCCCGAGUCGCUGGCGGCCGUCAGCCUGUGCCGCGGGCUGAGCGGCUCCUUCCUGCUGGACGGCGAGGAGUUCACCAUCCAGCCGCAGCGCGCGGGGGGCUCCCUGGGCCAGCCGCACCGCCUGCAGCGCCGGGGGCCCGGGACGCGCCGCGGGACCCCCGGGCUCGCCGCCGCUGAAGCCCGGCCCCUCCUUCGAGGACCCGAGUGGGAGGUGGAGACGGGAGAGGGGCAGAGGCAGGAGCGACGAGAUGAUGAGCGGGACGAGGAGGAGGGCAGCGAAGAGACCGAAGACGCCAGAGAACUGCCACCGCCCCUGGGGGCCACGAGUAGGACCAAGCGGUUUGUGUCUGAGGCUCGCUUCGUGGAAACGCUGCUGGUGGCCGACGCGUCCAUGGCUGCCUUCUACGGGGACGACCUGCAGAACCACGUACUGACACUGAUGUCGGUGGCAGCCAGAAUCUACAAGCAUCCCAGCAUCAGGAAUUCCAUCCACCUGAUGGUGGUCAAAGUGCUUAUUGUGGAAGACGAAAAGCAGGGCCCAGAGGUGUCCGACAACGGGGGGCUUACGCUGCGCAACUUCUGCAACUGGCAGCAGCGUUUCAACCAGCCCAGUGAUCGCCACCCGGAGCACUACGACACGGCCAUCCUGCUCACCAGACAGAACUUCUGUGGGAAGGAGGGACUGUGUGACACCCUGGGCGUGGCGGACAUCGGCACAAUCUGUGACCCCAACAAGAGCUGCUCCGUGAUCGAGGACGAGGGGCUCCAGGCAGCCUACACUCUGGCCCACGAACUAGGACAUGUCCUCAGCAUGCCCCAUGACGACUCCAAGCCCUGCACUCGGCUCUUUGGGCCCCUGGGCAAGCACCACAUGAUGGCACCACUCUUCGUCCACCUAAACAGGACACUGCCCUGGUCUCCCUGCAGCGCCAUGUACCUCACGGAGCUCCUGGACAGUGGGCACGGAGACUGCCUCCUGGACGCCCCCGCCUCGGCCCUGCCCCUCCCCACAGACCUCCCGGGCCUCAAGGCCCUCUACGAGCUGGACCAACAGUGUAAGCAGAUCUUUGGGCCGGGCUUCCGCCACUGCCCCAACACCUCUGCACAGGACAUCUGUGCCCAGCUCUGGUGCCACACCGACAGUGCUGAGCCCCUCUGCCACACCAAGAACGGGAGCCUGCCCUGGGCUGAUGGCACGCCUUGUGGGCCCGGGCACCUCUGCUGGGAUGGCAGCUGUCUGCCUGAGGAGGAAGUGGAGAAGCCCAAGGCCGUGGUAGAUGGAGGCUGGGCCCCAUGGGGACCCUGGGGAGAAUGUUCCCGGACCUGCGGCGGCGGAGUGCAGUUUUCACACCGUGAGUGCAAGGACCCUGAGCCCCAGAAUGGAGGAAGGUACUGCCUGGGUCGGAGAGCCAAGUACCAGUCAUGCCACACGGAGGAAUGCCCCCCUGAUGGGAAGAGCUUCAGGGAGCAGCAGUGUGAGAAGUACAACGCCUACAACUACACCGACAUGGACGGGAAUCUCCUGCAGUGGGUCCCUAAGUACUCAGGGGUGUCCCCCCGAGACCGCUGCAAGUUGUUCUGCCGAGCCCGGGGAAGGAGCGAGUUCAAAGUGUUUGAAGCCAAGGUAAUUGACGGUACCCUGUGUGGGCCGGAGACACUGGCCAUCUGCGUCCGUGGCCAGUGUGUCAAGGCGGGCUGUGACCACGUGGUGGACUCAGCUAGGAAGCUGGACAAGUGUGGGGUGUGUGGGGGCAAAGGCACCUCAUGCAGGAAGGUAUCCGGCUCCCUCACCCCCUCCAGUUAUGGCUACAAUGACAUCGUCACCAUCCCAGCUGGUGCCACUAACAUUGAUGUGAAACAGAGGAGUCACCCAGGCGUCCAGAAUGAUGGCAACUACCUGGCCCUGAAGACUGCCGAUGGGCGGUAUCUGCUGAAUGGCAACUUGGCCAUCUCUGCCAUAGAGCAGGACAUCUUGGUGAAGGGGACCAUCCUGAAGUACAGUGGUUCCAUUGCCACCCUGGAACGGCUGCAGAGCUUCCGGCCCCUACCUGAGCCUCUGACUGUGCAGCUCCUGACAGUCCCUGGUGAGGUCUUCCCCCCCAAAGUCAAAUAUACCUUCUUUGUUCCUAAUGAUGUGGACUUCAGCACACAGAACAGCAGAGAGAGAGCAACCACCAACAUCAUCCAGCCGCUGCUCCACACUCAGUGGGUGCUGGGGGACUGGUCUGAGUGCUCGGGUACCUGCGGGGCCAGCUGGCAGCGGCGGUCUGUGGAGUGCAGGGACCCCUCUGGCCAGGUCUCUGCCACCUGCGACAAGGCUCUAAAACCUGAGGAUGCCAAGCCCUGUGAAAGCCAGCCGUGCCCCCUGUGAUCCAGCGGGGUGGGGGCCGGUAUUGUGCUUGCGAACGUGGGUGCUGGGGUGCAGCAAGGAUCUCCACUGUGGUGACCCUAGUAUCAAGGUGGCAUGGCCUCCCCAGGCCACCCAUUGCCUCAGUUCCUGGGUACUGCAUGAAUUCAUAAGAGGGAGGAAAAGAGGGGACGGGGACGACAGAUCUUAAAGUUGACUGUCUAGUGGACUGGACCUUGCUUGGGUUCAAGUAGAGGACAUAGGUUAAAAGGUAAAAGUGCACUUAUUGACCCAAACAGGAGACUCACAGUCAGCCUGUUUGCAAAGGACUAGCAAAGUUAAAUUAAAAAAGUUCUUUUCUAUUUGGUUUCCCCGAUAAAUAAUCUACCUCAGAGGGGAAAAAAUUAGUACAAGAGAGAUGCGGCGCGGGGAGUGGGUAGUGAAUGUGAAAGCAAGCUCUGUAGCCCCGCCCGACUGUCUUCAGUGCUACAAUCCACCGCCUAAGGGCUGCAGCUUUGCCGGGUUGUGGAGAGCCACAUGUUCUCAGGCCGCCACCUGCAGGGGUGGAUCCAUUUCAAGUAUUUAUGCA